AUAGACGGCCGAGAUGCGAGAGUGGAGCCCAGAGUUAUCGGACUUGCCUAGACUGUACAGUCGCCCAGAGUAGUGGGACUUUAUUUGUGAAGGCCCCCAGACUUAAGGACAGCUAGAGGAAUUUUUGUGUGAUUCGCUGUUGUGUUUGUGUGUGAUUUUGGUGAUUCCGCGGUGUGUUACCCAGGUGUGUCAAGAUCGUGUUAUGAUUGAACGUGUGCGACACUGCCACCAGGACUAUAGCGGAACGUGUUGACCUAGAUAUACAGAGAUGAAGACGUAAAUAGUGGCAAACAAAUCUUCAUGUGAAGCUUCUCACAACAGUCAGGCGCUCGUUGAGAUAGCGCGGUAGUGGCGAGAAGCAUGAAGUGACCUCACACCAGCAACCAACGGACGCCAACAGCCACCAAACACGAACAACCACCAGAUGAAGUGAACAGACAUCAGCAACCACCAGAUGAAGUGACCUCACACCAGAAGCCACCAGAUGAAGUGACCUCACACCAGCAACCACCAGAUGAAGUGACCUCACACCAGAAGCCACCAGAUGAAGUGACCUCACACCAGCAACCACCAGAUGAAGUGACCCGACCCCAGCAGCCACCGCCAUGUUCACCAAGAAGCGGCCGCCAUCUGAGCCGCCAGACAAGCUGAUCAAGGUGGUCAAACCUCAGCUAGAGGUCGACCCUGACCCCAUGACCAUGACACAGAUUCUACAGAAGUUGGCGCUACCCAGGGUGAUCCAGUGCAGCAGGGAGUACAUCCCCCUGGGCGCCAACCUAGACUUCACCCAGCCACUGCUCGCCUUCUGCAGGAACUCCGUCCGGAAGGUCGCAGCGGUCAGCGCCAUCUUUGACCAGAGCCAGAACGAGUUUACUCCCGUCGGUGACGAACUGUUGAUUCCUGAAACUUACCUGGGCUGGUUUGCUGUGCUGGGACCAGCGGCCACCGUCAAAUCUGACCCGACCGUUCCGUUCUACAGAAAUCUCUCGUACCUGGCCACCUCAAAGUGCACCUCGUUCUUGGUGGGCGGCAACAGGUCUAUUGAAGGCAUCUUGAUGGACCGACGGGACGUGACCAAACAAAAUACCCGCAUGCAGAUUCUGCCCGGGACUGUCCUGAGAAAGGGAGGCAACUACGUUUUAAACACACUGAAAGAUUUGAAGAAGAAAAAGAAGAAGAAGGAGCAGGCGCCCGAUGAAAUGUUCAUGCUGUGUUUCGACGAGUACGAUAGAGAGAUCUACGUACCUACACGCCAAGAUGGCGCCUUCUUCAUCGUCUCGCAAACAGGCAUGCCCUGCAAAUUACCUAUCUUAAAUAUCUCGCAAAUUUUGACAAGGUACAAGUUCCCCGUGAUCGUCAAGCUCCUGUACGGGCGGAUCCCCACCAUCCCCUGCGCCUUCACCGGAGCCCUCAUCUUGACAGACUCCGGCAUGAGCCACACCGUCAUCGCCUCCACCAUCUUCAACGUGCACAACAUCAAUCUGGAGAUACCCGUUGGGUCAGACAUGAUGUUUCACGUGGUGACCCACAACCCCGGGCUGCUUGGGAGCAAAGUUUACGUCAACGCCCUCAAGUCCAUUGAGAUCAACGCCCCGGCUUACAUGAGGAACAUGAAGGUGGUUGUCGGAGAUCCAAAUUUUGACAGCAAUGAAGACCAGACAUUGGUGAAAUCUGUCGAUGGCGAACUGCCGACUUCCGCUCAGUCGUCACCCAGUGGCGCGACACCUAGCGGCGAUCAAGGGAGACAAUGGCGCAAGAAUGCCAGCACUAAAUCGCGUUCGUUCAAAGAGUUGUCCACCCAACUCACCAUCACGGACAUUGAAAUCGAUGACCCCCUCCAGUCCGCUAGAGGGGGGAGACAAAAGCCCAACAAACUGCCGGACAUUGAGUCCAACAUGGCGCCCUUCAACCAGUACGAUCCGCCCAAGCAGGCGACCACAAUACCAAUCACCGUGGCGCCCCCAGCCCAGGUAAACACGCCAGUCAAGGCACCAAAACCCAACCCGUAUGAAGAGAUCGACAUUCCGACUCAGGAGAAAGUGGACAGGCGCAACCCUAGCACAGAUUACAUCGGGAUUUGGACCAGCGAUACUGAGCGGGCCACCUCCACCAUCAGCAUAGAAUACAAAUCUGGGCGGCCAUCGCCUUCUGGGUGGACAUCGCCCACCCCGUCAGAUCCGGGGUACUUGGUAUCGCCUAAAUAUAAAGAAGAUGGCGUGUUUCCUUUCACCGGCUCCGUUCGUGAGCGACCAUCUGACGACCAUCGACCAUCCAUCCCCCAGCGACAGAUCCGUGUGGAGAAGCCGUUAUUAAUGUCCCAACAAAGUUUCUCCUGCACCGACCUAUCGACCAACCCACCGCCCCCGGCGCCCCACCUCCCACAUAAACGAGCAGGGGGCAGCUUCCACCAGCUCCCCGCGCGGGAUUACGUCAACAUGGGCGGGCACGUGCUGCGGAGGGUCGAGGACACCCCAGCAGCAGACGAGCGACCGUACGAUAUUCCCAAACUCGGCGACUCGCUCGCCCGGGGCCAGCCGUACUACGAGCAGCCAAUCAUUCUUUUUUCUGAAGGGGACCAAUCAGACAGCGGCUACGUUAAAGCUGGAAAACUGACCAACCCGGAUGUUACCGCGCAGAAAACGCCACUCCGGCUGCCAGUGGAUGACGGCGGUUACGUCAAGCCCGGGAAAGCGAUUGACCCGGAUGUGACCUUCCGGAAGACGCCGUACCGGCCGGAAGCCGUGGACAGCGGCGUGUACGUCAGCGAGGAGAUGCUCAGGGACGAGAACGAGAACUUGACCGGUGCAGACGACGAGAGCUGCCACUACGAACACAUGCAGGACGAACAUCAGACGAGCCGUCAGCCCAGCCCUAGCACCUCGACCACGGACUUUUCCUUGCAGGAAUCUCCGUCAUCUGAGCUGGAGAAACUCUCGCUGCCCAGCCCCCCAUCGCCAAGUAGCACACCCCCACCACCCAAACCACAUGGCAUCCCUCUCCCCCCACCCAAGCCACACGGUACCAUACGGCCUAAACUCCCGCCCCGAAACACCGCCAUGUUAAAAACUUCUUGGGCGGGAAAACCAGCAGACGCCUCACUUUACAAACAAAAACUUUUGGAAGAGUUGCAGAGUUCAGGACUAGGUCGUGUCAAGGACGAGUUUCGCGACCUUCAGCCGGAACAACUCACUAGCCUCUCCAGCGCUGAAGAUUUGAGUUCAGAGUUGUCGUCCCUGUUCCCUCAUUUGUCCAGUGUAGAUGUUAAAAAAACUAUGAUGUGCUUUCAGAAGACCAGAGGCUUGAUAAAAUAACCAACGGUCUAGUUAUUCAAACAUUGGAUAUAUUGACACAAACAACUAUAAAUAAAGAUGUAAACGUUGGUAAAAAAAAAAAGCGCCCCCCCCCCCCCCCAUUUUGAAAGUUUUGGCGUUUUUUUUUACCAGUCACUACCGUAUUUUUGGUGUCACACAUUAGAGGUAAAAAAAAACAUUGAAAUACGUCCACAAAGCCAGUAGCAGCAGCCUGUUUUCUUAAUCUCGGUUAUGGAGAACUCAGCAAUGCAGCUCAGAAGGAGCUUUUUAUCAAAAAACAAUUUCUUUCCGUUUGGCGCUCCCCUUGAGUCAGCCGUACCACCCUCGCUACGCCUCAGGUUAAAGGAGGUUCAAAAUGUGCCCACUGAUACACACGUCAGCCCACGUGAUGUUUUGUUAGAGGCUGUUUUGUUUACAGUAGUGGUGAACCAAUUGUGAAAGGCUUUGAUGACCCCCCCCCCCCCACCAUGUCAGAUGUAUUCAUGCUGGUC
Messenger RNA from Physella acuta, 3802 nucleotides. RefSeq lists its product as uncharacterized. NCBI's taxonomy places the organism in Eukaryota, Metazoa, Mollusca, Gastropoda, Physidae. The record is from RefSeq and is a predicted model, not a curated record.